UUUCUUGUAAAUGCACCCGCUUGUCGUAUACCGGAUAUCGACCCGUUUGAUACAUCCGUUGAAGAACACAUACGCAUGACCAAAAGAAUCCGAUGUACCGGGAAACCCUCCAUAACAUAUCAAGAACAGACGAUGUUAAGACUUAAUUGGACUGUGAUAAAUGGAUACUAUAAGGGAGACUUCUCUGAGUGUAAUUAUCAAGGAAUACGACGAGGCUCACAGAUGUCAGAUAAACAUUUUAUAUACACCGAACUAAGUCCGCCGUUCCAUGCAGACAUUAACAUGACUGAAGAAUUCAUACGAGUUUAUUGCUUCAGUCGUUCGGCUGGUAAAAUAUAUACCAAUUUUCAUUCCUUUAUAAUACCAAAACCAGACAGAGUUGAGGGGCUCAGGCGCAGGCUUCAGAAACACCUGUUUGACCAUCAACCCAAAGAACUGCUUAAUGUCAUCAUGAUAGGGCUGGACUCAGUUUCCAGACUUAAUCAUAUCCGCUCAAUGCCAUUGACAAGGACCUUUUUAUUGAAAAAUCUUUCUGCGGUGGAACUCCAAGGCUAUACCAAGGUGGCAGAUAACACGUUUGUUAAUGUAGUUCCUAUGACAACGGGAAAGUUUGUGGAGGAAUUGCCUUGGGACGAAAAUAAAAGAAUGGAACCAUUUGAUAAAUAUAAUUUUAUCUGGAAGAACUUCUCUGCGGCAGGAUAUCCGACACUUUACGCGGAAGAUGCUCCAAAAAUGGCAAUUUUCACUUAUCUGAAACGUGGUUUUUAUCAGCCGCCUGCCGACUUCUACAACCGAGCAUUUUCAAAUGCAAUGGAGAAACAUCUUUCUAUGUGGAAUAAUGACCACCAGUGUGUUGGUGAUCGACUGGAAACCGACCUAAUUCUUGAUUAUACUCGAGAUCUUGCUCGCGCUUUUCCAAAACAUCCACAUUUCGCUUUUAGUUUUAUAACGAGGCUUACACAUGACGUAUUAUCGAACGCUGUGUUGGCAGACGAAGUUUACCAUAACCGUCUGCAAGAAUUUGAACGUCAAGGAAUAUUUAAUUCUUCAGUUGUAUUUCUAUUCAGUGAUCAUGGACUACGCUUUGGAUCAUUCCGAGAGACCUACAUUGGAAAACUGGAAGAACGGUUACCGAUGGUUUAUGUCAUUUUUCCAAAAUGGUUUUCCAAAAAAUAUCCCGAAAUACAUUCAAAUUUGGUUAAAAAUAUGAAUCGAUUAACAACACCUUUUGAUAUUUAUGAGACAUUGAAAGACAUCUUGUAUUUUAGAGGACGACCUACGGGUUUUGUUGACGUCAAACAAAGGGGAAUAAGUCUUUUUGAAGAAAUCCCAAAAAGUAGGACGUGUGAUCAUGCUGGUAUCUUACCGCACUGGUGUGUAUGUAUGAACCAAAUGGAACUCCCUGUAACUGAUAAAUUUUCCAGAUUAAGUGUAAAAUAUCUGGUAUCUUAUAUAAAUAAAAAGUUGUCGCGAUAUCGAGAUAGGUGCGCUACUUUAGUGCUAGGUCACAUUAAGUCCGUACAUGUGGUUAAAAACAACGACCAAUUUGUGAUAUCAUUAUUCCAACUGUCUGUUGUGUUACUGCCAGGAGCUGGUGUGUUCGAAGCUACUGUCCGAUAUGAUGAAAAUACACGUCAAUUUGGAAUGGCUGGUGAAAUCAGUCGCAUCAAUAAGUAUGGACAUCUCGGUGAUUGUGUAGACAUGCCCAGAAUUCGUAAAUUUUGCUUUUGU
Molecule: messenger RNA, 1731 nt
Organism: Lottia gigantea (owl limpet)
Lineage: Eukaryota; Metazoa; Mollusca; Gastropoda; Lottiidae
Exons: 2
Source: RefSeq, a predicted model, not a curated record